AUGUUAAAAACAGUUUAUGAAGAAGUUGUUUCUAAUGCGGAAAAGUUAGGCAAUAAUAUUCCAGAAAUUACUAUGCUUUUCGAUAUAAAGGAAGGUAUCGAUCUCAGAAGCUACAACAUUCCUAGAUCUAACGAAGUCUGUGCCAUUCUUUGGCGAAAUUCAAACGACGAAAUACCAGCAGCUAAUGUUGUUGUUCACUUAAAGGGUUCAAAAAAAUUAAAGACUAUUUACCCUUUAAGCCAAAUAGUCGAACCAAUGUGCUAUCCUAUAUUUUACCCCGAUAAUUAUUUAGGUUGGAAUAAUAAUUUAAGAAAUGUUUCAAAUAAAAAAAUAUCUCUGUGUGAUUUUACUAAAUAUAAAAUGUUUUUCCGAAGCGACGGCAAGUUUUUGCCUCAUUUUUAUGGCGGAAAAUUAUUCCAGCAGUGGUGCGUAGACCAAGCCGCUAGAAUAGAAUGGAGUAGAUUAAAUUACAUUAAAACUCACCAAAAGGAGAUUUGCAAAGAACCAUACAAUACAAUUGAUAAUUUUUUGAAAUCAAAAGCUUUAGAGACUGGGGCGCGCGUUAGAAAACAAAUUAUAUUACCAACCAGUUUUACUGGUGGUCCUCGAAAUAUGCUAGAAAGUUUUAUGGACGCAAUGGCAAUUGUUAACGAAGUUGGUAAACCUGAUCUAUUUCUAACUUUUACGUGUAAUCCCAAAGAUGAGGACAUUAAAAAAUGUCUUUUAGAAAAUCAAGGAACACAUGACAGACCAGAUAUAGUAGCAAGAGUUUUUCGUUUAAAAGUAAAAGAAUUUUUAAGAGAAAUAAUAGAAGAAAAAAUUUUUGGUGAAGUAGCAGGUUUUUGUUACACAAUAGAGUUCCAAAAAAGGGGACUUCCUCAUUUGCAUAUGUUGUUGGCACUGAAAUCAGAAUUCAAAUUAAAAAAUACAGAUGAUAUAGAUAAAUUUAUUUCAGCAGAAAUACCUGACAUAAAUGAGGAUAAAGAAUUAUAUGAGUUAGUUAGUUCAUUAAUGAUUCAUGGCCCGUGUGGAAAAGAUUUUCCUGAUUCUAUUUGUUGGUCUAAAGCAAAGGAAAAAUGUACUAAAAAGUUUCCAAAACAAUUUAGUGAAGUAACUUUAGUAAAUGAGAAUGGAUAUCCUUUUUAUAAGAGACCUAAUAAUGGUAGAAGUUUACUAAAAAAAGAUUGGAAAACAGGUAAAUCAAAAUUGAUGACAAACCAAAAUGUUGUUCCCUAUAACCGUUAUUUGUUAAAGAGAUUUCGAGCGCAUAUUAACAUUGAGAAAGUGGCAGAUAUAAAAGCAGUUAAAUAUAUUUAUAAAUAUAUAUAUAAGGGGUAUGAUGCGGCAUUAAUUCGUUGUGUAACAGAAGAAAAUGGGGAAAUAAAAGAAUUAGUUUAUGAUGAGGCAAGUAAUUAUCUUGAUGCAAGAUAUUUAAGAAAAGUCCCAUUCUAUUCAACGUCUCCCUGUUCAUUUAGAAAAUGAACAAGUUAUCUAUUUUGAAGAAAAAAACGAAGAAGAAAAAAUUUUAGAAAAAGCAAAUAAAAAAAGCAAGUUACUAGCUUAUUUUGAAUUUUUAAAAGAGAAUCCAAAUGUGCCAAGAUAUUUGUAUUCUGACAUACCAAAAUACUGCACGUGGAAUUCCUCAAAAGGUAUAUGGCAACAGAGAAAAAAUCCUAAAAUUUGUAAAACUCUUGGAAG
Messenger RNA from Meloidogyne enterolobii, 1698 nucleotides. NCBI's taxonomy places the organism in Eukaryota, Metazoa, Nematoda, Chromadorea, Rhabditida, Meloidogynidae. The record is from the annotation of a GenBank genome assembly.